Hymenoscyphus albidus is the source of this 958-nucleotide messenger RNA. Lineage: Eukaryota; Fungi; Ascomycota; Leotiomycetes; Helotiales; Helotiaceae. The record is from the annotation of a GenBank genome assembly.
AUGGCUACAAAUAACACACCUGUGACUGGUAACCUUGGGUUCCUCCCAACAUAUCCAAAGUCUCUUUACACUUCAAGACAAAUCCUCAAUGCAAAUCUUUUUCCCACACCGUGCAGGAUCUUAAACAAUACUGCACCUUUCAACAGCCAAUAUCCAACUUCCACUUGAGAUCAUUCUAUCUGCACCCCUCAAAAUUGAGCAGCACUCUGCUGGAGAGCUGGAGGGUGGAAUCACAUCUUAUCCAGGUUAGAGAUAAACUCCAAUAUCCUAUUUUCUUUACCCUGUUUUGUAAAUUUUCUUCUUCAAGCAGUGGCUAAUUAUUUUGCGAUAGAGCACCAUGACGCAACCCGAGUUUCGGUGAUGGAGAACACAUCGAUGAGUAGCACAAACACAAAGAAUACGAUAGCAGAGGACUCGGCCGCAUAUAAUGCAGGACCCAUGAUUUCCACUUCAGAUAUCAACGGACCUGCAAAUUCCGAACCUGAAAUUCCUGAGAAGCUUCUUAUGUGUGUUGAUGGAACUACCUAUCUCACCAGUGGUGGAGUUGAUGAUAUCGGAGAAGUUCAUAACACUGAUCCUAUAUGGUAUAAUCCAGGUACGUGGUAUAAAGCAAUUUCUGAAGCGACGUCUUCUAACAUUAUCACCAGAUGAGUGGGACAUUGUGUCAACACCAACCUUCGCAUCUGGAAGACCAUGCCACAGCGUCAAAACACCUUUGAAUCUUUUGUUAGGUUACCAAGGGCUCAGACAAAUCUUUUGGCCCAAACCUGCAGAAGAGCCGAAAGAGUUCCAUCCCUUUGCACGCCUGCCAAAAGAAUUGCGACUCGAGAUCUGGAAGGCUGCGUUUCCACCAUCAAGACUUGUUUACCUUAUGCAAUACUGGCAUUAUUCUGGGUCACCAAAGCAUAUUCGGCUAUGGUUCCAAAAAUCAAUGGGAGUGGUGGGACUAGUGAGGUGA